Messenger RNA from Chara braunii, 2145 nucleotides. Lineage: Eukaryota; Viridiplantae; Streptophyta; Charophyceae; Charales; Characeae. The record is from the annotation of a GenBank genome assembly.
ACAAAGUAACACUAGAUGGGAAAACAUACACGCUGUCCUUCAAACCUUGGAUGAAUGAUUUUCAAUUACAAGAGUGGAGGGAGGCGAUGCGCUUCAAUUAUUUUUGGAUUAAAUGUUUGCAUAUCCCAGUCUCAGUGUUACCACAAAUUGAAUGCGCGGUAGAAGAUGCCUUUGGACGGAAUUUAAAAGUUUAUCCAGCAUUCAACGACCCCAACUCCCCGGAACUGUUGAAUAUCCGAUUUGACCUGGUGGCCUCGGCAAGACUGCGUUUCAAGCCAUGGCUGUGCGUGGAUCUUGCAGAAUACGGCUACCUGGAAUUGGAAAUCAUUGGGGCAGAUACACCAUGGUGUUCUGCGUGCAGACAGUUCUACCACUUUGUGGGAGACCCGUCGUGCCCGAAGAACAAAAAUCGAAGCUCCAAUGGGCAGGGAGGGCAAAAUGGAAAUCGUAAGGGACCAGGUGGGCCCUUGCAAGGAGGUGGGAGUAAGCGAAAUGAAGAAGAUGGGCUGGAGAAGGGAGCUGGUGAGGAGCGACAGGGGGGGAAGCAAGGGGACAAGGAGAAGGAGGGAGAGAAAGAGAAAGAGGAAAGGAACUCACCAGAGGGGGUAAGGGAAAAAGAAGGAAGAAAGCGGGGGGUAAAGGACACCCGGUCAGAAGAAAGGAAAAGGGACAAGGGUAAAGGUCAACGUAAUGAUGUUAGGAAAGAGAAAGGCGCUCUGGGCAGGAAGCGAAGAGCGGUGGGGAGGAAACCGCUGAAGAAGAUCUAUCGACAAGUGCGCAGAGAGCCAGUCAAAGAGAAAGAGGAUGCCCGGAAUGACACGGAGAUGGAAGAUGCCACAAGGAAAGAAACAGAGACAGAGAAGGAGGAAGAAUGGGUAGUGGAACAGAAAAGGCAAGAAGCUGGCAAAGGAGAAGAAUCGGGGAUCAUCAUUGUCGAUAAGGCGGUAGAAAGAGAAAAUGGAACCUCGGACCCCCUACUAUUACAGGAAGUUCAGAACGAGGGGAAAGAUCCGCGGUAUGAGGAAAUGGAAGUACACCAGAUGAAAGAAGGGGCAAAAGAGCAGACCCCUUCCCCCGAUAGAGAUAAAAGUGAGUCUUCAACGACUAAAGGGGGAGAUAAAGAGGGCGAUCACGACCAGUUUCAGGAAAUAAGAUCGGAAGAGGAAAGGUCGGAUACGUCCGAGGACUCUGAGGACUUCGAGGAGGAAAUAGAAGAAGAAGAUGGGAAAGGCCCCAAAGGAGGGGGGGAGGAGGAGGUUGGAGAUGACGAGGAUGGGGAAGACGAAGAGGAAGAAUAUGAUGGGGGUGGGGAAAAUGGGGAUUCUGACACAGAUGAAGAAGAAGUGGCGAAAAUGGGACUGCUGGGGGUGGUGGGAAAGGCGUUGUCAGGGGAAGAGUGGAAGGAAACCGAUGGUAGGGAGGGGAAGGAAGCCGUGGAUGAGGACGAAGAUGAUCUUAGAAGCCUGAUGACACCAAAACCCCAGGAUUCUUCUUCUCUUAGAAAUUUUAAAAUCUACACAAAUGAGUCCUACGUAUUCAAAGCAAAUAAGCCCAGUACCGAGUCAAGCACACAAGGUCAAACGGAAGCGGAAGAGAAUGAGACGGUCAGGCACGGGAUGGAGCUGGCAGUAGUCGUCGAUCAGGGGCCUAACGAAAAUUUGGGAAAAUCCCUUGUACAAAAGGGUAGGGUCCUUUUGACAGACGAGGGGGGCGGUCUAGAAUCACCCUCCAAAAGAACUAAGAGAAACGACAACUCUGGGGUAGGAACAGCGAGGAACCUGACCUGGGAUCUCUAAAAUAAAGGAAACCCAGGGGAAGAAUUCAAGGGCCGAAAACGUACUUUGCUGUACAGAACUCUGAGAAAAGAGUUGUCGGGAGUAGGUCCUAUGAGAACCAUUACGAGAGCCUUAAAAGACAGCGGUCCCACUAAAGAGUACUUGACCCCACUGAUAUGCUCUGUCACAUCUAACGGAAUAAUGGUUCUCACACGGAUAACACAGAAUGAGGGGCUGGAACUGCCAGCCAUCCCCAUUACCAAUACUCCUUCGGAAGAGGAGGCGGUGGAGCUAACUAAAAGGCAUGUGCUCAACCACAUGGGAACAGUGGCCCGCAUCCCAACAAUCAAAAUGAACAGACACCUAUCGA